Molecule: messenger RNA, 2505 nt
Organism: Zygotorulaspora mrakii
Lineage: Eukaryota; Fungi; Ascomycota; Saccharomycetes; Saccharomycetales; Saccharomycetaceae
Gene: PXL1
Product: Pxl1p
Exons: 1
Coding region: 1-2505 (834 amino acids)
Source: RefSeq, a predicted model, not a curated record
AUGUUCAAUCACAUUUAUGGCUCACCAUUUCCAGUGAUAAAUCCCAAAAUAAGGUAUAAGACUGCUUUAGAAAGAGCAGGUUUUGAUACCAAUUUUCAUGAUGGGUUGAUGUCAAACCAGCUCCCGCCAGAACGUAGAAAUGUUUCUACAGGCUCUGGAAGCCCUGCUCGUCCAAACGAUGCGCAGCAAACACGCAUCAUGUCACUACCAGGCAUGAAUGCUAGUGAGACUCGGUCAUCACCUUCAGCGCUGCCAGUACCUGCCCGAGCACCACAAAGACCUAGGCCCACUUCAGCAUAUGGCAGGUUGCCAACGUCUUUGAAUGAGCUGCCCCGACAAACUAAUGGCGGUCCCCCGCAGAAGCCCUAUAGUAGCAACACGAGCCCUCGAUUUGCUCAGGAAACCCCUGUUGCAAAUAUGAGAUACGAAACAAAAGAUGUGGGAGAGAUUAGGUCUACCAACGGCGGUCCGAACAAAUCUGAUGGCAAUGGAAAUUACGGAUACCUCGACCGAACCGAAAAGCUCAAUGUUGGAAAUAGUGCAUCGAUUAAAGAUUACAAUGCUCUUAGAGAAAGUGAUGGCGAAGAAGAGGGAAACAACGAGAAUCGCAAGGAAGCAAAAUCAGACGAUAGAAUGCUGUGGAACGAUAAACCUGUCAGGGAUUCAAAAUACCCAUUCAAUUCAUUGCAUUCAUCACAACCUAGUGGUGCAUCAAGUUCAACGGUAUCCAAAGGGCCUGGACAUGAGCAAAAGAUGUCAGCUUUCGAUUUUGAGAUAGCUCAACCUCCGCCUACUACAGAAAUUAUGAAUCCUAUUGAACGAAGCUAUAUGAUGCUAACUCAAAAGAGUUCAUUUAGUUCAGAAAGGUCCCUGACGGACUCUAACUCCGUGCAUACGGCUGCAAAGUCUCUUGAAGAGGAUGCUGUAUUGUCAGCAGUAUCAGAAUUGCAUAUUCCAAGUGUAACAAAAGAAGACUUCUCGGAUUCAGGUAGGGAAAGUGAUGAUAAUGAAUGUAAUGAUAUGGAAAGUGAUUACAAUAAAAGUGAUGACGGCGAAAGUAUAAAUUUCGAGCCCUGCGCAGAACUCAAUAUCAGUUUGUCCUCAGAUCAAAAAGCUGAACACCUACACAAGAAUGAAAGUAUGCGUAACGAUAGCGAGCAUUCAUCUAAGAUAUCAGGUCUCAAGCUAGCUACACAAUUUGAUGACGCAUUGUCUCAAAAAUCCGCUGAAAAAGCUGUGGGCGAAAUUGAGGAUGCGCCAUUUAAAUUUAAGAGGCCAGUGGAAAGUCCUGUUGAGGUCGGCUCUCAAAGCUCUCUCAAUUCACAAAAAUCAAAUAUCGACUCGGCGAACGGUACAUAUGCAUCUUCACCGAAUAAGAACAAAUAUCGACAGAUGUCGUACGUUGGUCAUAGCUCUUUGAGCAACGAAGACAGCGUAUCAACACCACAAACGGCAACAAAUCUUCAAGUUGAAAAGCUUCUAGCACAAUUGAAUGACGUAUCUGAACACAAAAAUGCACAAGUCGACUCGUUCCCAGUUCCCUCACCAAACGGUACGUCAGACGAACGGACAGCAGCAACCACAGAAAGUAGAUCAGCUUUGCAUGUUAACGCUGGAAAUCAUUACAAAAAAUCCAGCGCAUUUCUUUCGGGCUUCCCAACUGAUAAUGCGCCGCAAUCUAUCACAAUCGAUGAUGAUAAUAUGUCAUCCACUGGAGUUGUUGGAGAUACCCCAUUAUUCUAUAACUUCAAGCAGCAUAAAUUGAAGGAGUUCGGUGAUUCAGGACGCAGUCCUCGUGAAGCAUCAUUGGAUGAAGCUUCAAACACAAAAAAUAAAUUGGUAUUUAGGAAUGUCGCAAUAGAACCUCUACAACUAAAGUACAAGACUGCGGAGGAGAUAGAGGAAGAGCGCAUCAGGAGACAUGGUACCAGCGAGUCGGCAGAGUUACAGCCCAGUACGCCACGAGCCACGUCAGCAGCUAUUGAGAACGUAGCACAUUCAGAAAAGCAAGUUGUUCAGGAACGUUCACAUAAGUAUCCCCCAGGGGAAGGCCCUUGUCGAUUAUGCGGAUUAGAAGUCACGCAGAAACCCAUAUUUUCCAAGAAAGAUAACGAAUUAUCUGGUCAAUGGCAUCGUAAUUGUUUCAGAUGCUUGAAAUGUAAUAUAAGAUUCAGCAAGCAAACGCCAUGCUAUAUUUUCGAUGAUGAGCCUUAUUGUCAACAACACUACCAUGAGAAAAACAACAGCAUAUGCAAAAUUUGCAACGGUUUUAUAGAGGGAGAAUGCUUGGAAAACGAUAGAAAUGAGAGAUUUCAUGUAAACUGCCUCACAUGCUUUCUGUGUAAGACGGUUAUCUCUAAUGAUUACUUCAUUUACAAUGAAGAAUUCCCACUAUGUGGACACCAUGAUGUUGAGUCUUUAAUGGAGAAUGAAGACAUUGACUUGAACGGUAAAAGCAAUCUAUCUAGAAGAAGAACAAGGUUGAUAAAUUUUUCUCAGUCCUAA